AUGAGUGAAGCUUCAUCACCAGUAAGAGAAGGCUCUUACAAACUAAGAACUCAUUCUAAUUGUAAUUUUAUGUUUUCUCGUUCGCUGAUCUAGCCUCAUACAGAACGCAUCUAAAUUCAAGGUGAUAACGCAAUGUUGUUGAAAUUUGAAGACCUCAAUCAAUCCAUCCCAUUACUGGGUUUGCUAUCAAAACCGCAUUACAAAUUAACAGAUGGAAUGACAAUCUACAAUUAAGUAAAGAAGUAUAGUUUUUUUUAAGAGUUAUUUAAUACAAAUAGAUUAAGAAAUGAUAUGGAAUAAAUCUAUCAUUUAUGCACAAAACUUCAACUGGAGGUUUUUAAGUAGGGUUCCAUAAUUUUGAGAGAGGGAGCUAUUUAAAACGAUAAGAUGUAUCUAAUCAUUGAGGGCAGAGUAUUAAUCUUCAAAUAGCAAUAUUCAAUAACCAGACAGUAACUCAAGGGUUAAUAAGCUGUAUCUAAAACUGAAUUACAGUCUGAUAUUCUGAAAACUUAUAUGAAAGAUUAUGGAAUACUAAUAAACGACUUGAAUCCAGGUAAUUAUUUUGGAGAACGAGCUUUGAUGGAGAGUAACAGAGAUGCUCAACGAUCAGCAACUUGUAUAGCAGAUGUUGACACUUAUUUGAUAUCUUUGAAUAGAAAUGAGUUUUUCGAGGUUUUGGGAUCCUUCAAAAAGGAUGCAGACUUCAAAAGAGAAGUAUUUUAGUAGGUAAUUCCAUAUUUCGAAAGAAUAACAUCAACUUUAAUGAUCGAAAGUUUAAUGUACAGUUUCAAUGAGGAAAUAAAAUUAAGAGACGAAACUAUUACUUAAGAAGGAGAACAAGCUAAUACUCUUUAUAUUUUGUAUGAGGGAGAAGUGGCUAUAAUGAAAAAACAUGAAAAUCAUUAGAUGUUGUUGUGCAGUUUGCAUAAUCAAUAGGUAAUAGGGGAAGAAUCAUUAUUCGAAGAAAAUUACUAUUAUACUGUGGUUGUUCAUAGCUAAUAGGCUAAAUUUUAUAAAAUUAGUUCUUAAUCAUUUUUAUUAAAGGGAUCAUAACAAUGUGUGAAGGGAUUGAAGAGUAUGAUGGAGAAGAAACUGCAAGCUAGAACUUUGCUUUUUUAAACCAUAAUCAAAAAGAGCAUUGAGCACAGGGAAACCACAAAAACAUUGAUCAGAAAUAGGAAUUAAAGCACUUAAGAGGAAAAUUACAAAAAGUAGUAUUACGGAAUAACAAAUCGUUUAUAAAGGAAACUAGACACAACGAUUAACAGAGGGAGCAGUAUAUUCUCCAGCAAUUAAACUAAUUAGAGUUUGAAUACACAAAAUAGUUUAAAGCAGGUUACCAAGUGUUUAGAAGAUUAUGCUUUGUUUUAGGUGAAAUUUGAAGAAAAUAAGUAAAAAAGAAAUUGUUUUAAACAAUCAAUAUAAUAUUAAUAACUAUAAUAAAAGUUGGGAAUAAAUUAAAAGACUGAGAGUAGUUCUCCGUCAAAGUAGGAAACUGAACAGUAAAAGGAUUUCUCCUCUAGAACUGACUCAAUCUAUACGCUGAAAAAUAAAAAUUCUUUAAGUUCUAGAACAAAAAGUGGUUUAAUACAGAACUUUCUUUAAUUCAACACAAUAGAUGCGAUGAAAAAGAAGUUAAACAAUCAAAAGAAGAAUUAUCUGAUCAAGUCAAUGAAGCAAAUGAAAGAUUUGUAAUUAAUAAAAAUAAGAUGUUAAACUCUUGAAUAAUGA
Messenger RNA from Paramecium tetraurelia, 1731 nucleotides. RefSeq lists its product as uncharacterized. The record is from RefSeq and is a predicted model, not a curated record. The transcript is spliced from 4 exons. NCBI's taxonomy places the organism in Eukaryota, Ciliophora, Oligohymenophorea, Peniculida, Parameciidae.